Molecule: messenger RNA, 4884 nt
Organism: Paramuricea clavata
Lineage: Eukaryota; Metazoa; Cnidaria; Anthozoa; Malacalcyonacea; Plexauridae
Source: the annotation of a GenBank genome assembly
CAAUUUUCGUCUUCGACAAGAAAGCUUUUCAACAAUACAUAUUAUAUAGCUUUAUUUCUUGACAAAAAUACAACGUAUUUGUAGAGAAAUACAAGCGGAAAUAAACAGAAAUGACUCAAGUUAUUUCUCAAAACGGAGACGGUUCGAGAACGUAUACAUUCGCGAGCCAACCGCGGCCUGUAAAGCAGAGAACAAAGUACAGAGAUCCCGAGGCCUAUGAGUAAGUUGUAGUUUAGUGAAUUUAUAUAAUUUGCCUUGCUAUUAUAAUACAAGAAGUUCUUUCAAAAGGAACAGGGGUAUAUAAUGAAGACAUUUAAAGGUUCUACUCUUUGACGCUUUUUGUAUCACAAUAAAUUUACCUGGUUUCACAAAAACAAUUUGAUAUUUUUUAAAAAGAAAAGGCAGUUCGUGGAUGUAGCAUCAUGUACAACUACAAGCUAUCAAUCUUAUUUUAGCCAGUGUUUAAGGAGGUAUACUCGUACAAAUUUUAAAAUGGACAAGGCCUUACAGUGUUGCAGUAUUUCACCUCAAACAAUAUAAUCCGAAUUUCUAUUAAACAGAGUUCAAACGGCUAGUUCAUAGCUGAUAUUCAAAUAGGUUUUGAAUAUGUAGUUCAUAUUUGUACCGUAAGUGUAACAGAAAGCCUAUAGUUGUUGCUAUUUGUCCUGAACACAGAAGUACAGUCAUGGUGUAUUAUCGCUAAUGGAUUAAAACUACAAUUGGCCAGAUAAUCCGGAACUAUAGACAGAGUAAAAUAACAAAUUAGCAAAACUUUGGGGCCAAUCAGCUAUGACAUAUGCUUUUUAUUUGCAUAUGAUGGUAUUACAGACUCCCCCAGAGUUGAUGGCAAGUAAUUUUAUAAUAUUUAAAAUGGCUAUUAGAUACACACUGCACUUUUAUCAAACUUGAUUAUAAUAUUAAUUUUGUUGAUGUUAUUAAUUUUAGAAAUGAAGAUCCACUGCCGUACGGGAACAUCAUGUACGAUAGAAGAAUUAUCCGCGGCAAUACAUACGCACAGCAUACCUUACCUGCUGUAAGUCUCUUCAAUGCCUCGAUACUUUGCUCACUAAUUUAUUUUGCACUGGAAAUUUUUGCAAUGAGAAACACCCGUACCUUCCCCCUACCCCCCCACUAUUAUCAGAAAUAAAUUUUCUCCCCAUCUUGAAAAUAAUAAAGCAUGGUGCAUCUGGGCACAAUAAUAGCUUUAUGAGUUGAAGUCCUCUCUAAUUACCCCUGCCCCGAUAUGCUGACCCCCUGGGUCUGCCUUUUCCACAGGUAUAUCUGUAAAGCUGAUGUUAUAUAUUAUGUGCAUUGGACAUCUUGCAUUGACUGUAUAAUACCCUGAAUCAGAGAUGUAAAUAGCACAGUGAUCAGAGUACCACAAGUAUUAUAUACUGUCUGGCAAGGAUCAACACAGUACAAUUAUUGUUUACUAUAGAGUGCUCAGCCAGACCCCAUUGACAUCCAACGUCAACAGGAAGCGAGGCGGCGUGCUAUUGCAAGGAAACGAGCAAAGAAACAAUUGAUCCCCAAGUCUCCUGAGCCGGUGGAAGGAAGAAAACACAUUGAUGUUCAAACAGAGUUGUAUUUAGAAGAACUGAGUGAUAGAGUCGAGGAAGCUGAUGUGGAAACACAGACUGAUGCUUUUCUUGACAGACCACCGUCACCACUCUAUAUCCCAGCUAAAACUGGCAUUGAUGUCGCUACACAGAUAUUAGAAGGCGAGGUACGUCGUAUUUUACCAAAACCAGCCUUUCACCGACAAGCAAACCAAGGCUGGAUUUUUGUAUAAAAGGCCAAAGUCAAUGACAUGCAUGUAGCGUUACAUAUAUGUAUCAGUGUAUUGAUGAAUUAUGACUGUAUACAACUCAUCCAAUUUUACCCUUCAUUACAAUUACUACAAAGUUUCUUUCGAAAAAUUGCAUUAAAAGGGUUACUUGACACAGAGAUUAAUGGCUCUAUCACUGUUUCAAUUUUACACAAAAACUUUCUUACGAAGUGUGGACUCUAAGAAACCAAAAAAUGUCAAAUUUUCACUUUGAUCUUUUGGCUUUUCAGGGGAAGUGCAAACAUUCUCAGGGGAGGCGCAAAACGAUCUCAGAGGAGGCGCGCACCUUCGCUCGAGAUCCAGCCAUGAAACAAAAUUGAAAACAGAUACUUCUAUGACUAUAUAUGUAAAUUUCGGUGAUUUUUGCGCAUUUAAUAUCACGCAAUUUUCGAGUAAUUUCACGCACCUUGAAACUGCGCAAAUAUUCAAACUUUAAUUACGGUCCUUGUAAAAAUGACAUUACAUACAUAACUAGUGUUUCAAGAAAGGCGUCUGACGUUGAUCUUCUUUCUUGUUGUAGUUAUUUGAUUUUGACAUUGAAGUGAAGCCAAUUCUGGAAGUUCUUGUUGGCAAGACGAUAGAACAAGCGUUGUUGGAAGUGAUGGAAGAGGAAGAGCUUGCUAAUCUUCGAGCGCAGCAACGUCGUUUUGAAGAAUUAAGGAAUGCUGAGCUUGUCGAGACACAAAGACUGGAAGAACAAGAGAGACGCCACAGAGAAGAGAAAGAAAGACGAAUGAAACAACAAACUGAUGUUUUAAAGAAAGAAAAAGAAACUGCUGAAAAGAUCGCAGCCAGAGCUUUUGCCCAGGUAGGUAGCUCUCUAAUCUCUCUUCAUAUCACUUGCAUCAUCCUUAAUCUUUAUAUAAUAUAAACCUUCAACGUUGUGUUUUUUUUUCAGAGUUAUUUAGCAGAUAUGGUGCCGUCAGUAUUUGGCUCUCUUAGUGAAAAUGGCUACUUCUACGACCCCGUUGAAAGAGGUAUGUUUUCAAUUCUAUCGAAUUUAAUCAAAACUUGACCAUCCCUAAUCAUUGAUGUUUUUCAAUAUUUGUUAGAUGUCGAGACAUACUUCAUGCCGUGGUUGCAGGGUCAGGUUGAGAGGAAUUUGAAUCGUUACAGAGUCGCUUGUCUUAUGCUCGACUGUAAGUAUCAAGUAUUUCAACUUUCUGCUAUUUGAAAACGGAGUUCUGGCAUUUGAAAAGGGAGUUCUGCUAUUUGAAAAGGGAGUUCUGCUAUUUGAAAAGGGAGUUCUGCUAUUUGAAAAGGGAGUUCUGCUAUUUAAAAAGGGAGUUCUGCUAUUUGAAAAGGGAGUUCUGCUAUUUGAAAAGGGAGUUCUGCUAUUUGAAAAGGGAGUUCCGCCAAUAUUUGUAAAGGGAGUUCUGCUAUUUGAAAAGGGAGUUCCGCCAUUUGAAAAGGGAUGUACAAAACUGAUGUUGCAAAGGUAGAUUGGCUAAAAUUUCAAUGUGCUAAUUCAACUUUUCUUGCAGCAAUGAUAAGAAAUGUCGUGAAACAAAGAAUCGAUUCUUACGAUCAGUUAGAACAACAAUUACUUGAAGCUAUCCAGAGAGAAGACGCAGCAACUGCCGCAGUUGAAGAAAAACUCAGUAAAGAUGAAGUCACAUCUGCAACAGAAGUCGGUCAAGGUAAGAUCUCACCUACAUUUUCCUCCGCUAGUAACACUGGAUCAAUAAGAAGUGAUCCUUACUGGACCUCUAGGAGAAACAGUUUAGAACUGAUAGAACUAUCCAAUAUAAAUAAAGUUAGUUUAGAUUUCCUCCUGUAGUAACACUGGAUCAAUAAGAGAGGAUCCUUACUGGACCUCUAGGAAGAACAGUUUAGACUGACUGAUAGAGCUAUUCAGUAUAAAUAAAGUUAGUUUAGUUUAGGUUUCCUCCUGUAGUAACACUGGAUCAAAAAGAGAUGAUCCUUACUGGACCUCUGGGAAGAACAGUAUAUAUUCCAUUUGAUUUGUUGCUAGGUGACAGCGAAGAUGUCGUGGAAACAGAAGACAAACCGGAAGCAACAGGGGAAGACGAGACAAAAACACAAGAUGAAGAUACCGCUGAACAACCAGAGGAAGAUAGCGCUGAACAACCAGAGACAAUUGCGGAAGAGUCGGAAGUGACUGAUCAAAUAGACGAACAAUAAAACCCUGUAUAUAUUUAUAUUCCAGGGUUGUAUAAUCUUAUAUUGACCUUUGUAUGUAUACCGCAGUGUAAAUAAUUUGGAAGAAAGUUCUAACGUUGUAAGCUUGGGGCAUUUCAAUAGAACUUAAAAACAUCAGUUCUUGGAUUUACCUUCUCUCUUAUCAGUGCAUAAAUUUAAAUUGGUUUUCAUCAUAUUUAUCCCGUCAUUCAUAGGAUUAAAUUUGUAAUUUCUACUCCACAAAAUUGCUGUUAACAAUCCAAAAUAUAUAUUACAUAUAAAAUUUACAAUUUAAACUCUGCUUAAUAAUAAAAAGUACGUUAGACCUCCAGAUUCCAACCAAGUGGAGCUCAUCCAACAUUUUGUUUGCACUACAGCAAAAGAUUCUGGAUUUGAUAAAGUUUUCGGAUAAGUUAACCGUUUACACAACAGCAGUAUGAAGACAGGAUUCGGAUGGGGGGCACAUAUUGCAUGGAUAAUAAAAAACGUUUUAUAUAAAUUGUGGUGAAUUAUAAAACAUUUCAUGAUGGAAUCUUUUACUCAAGUGUAAACGAGGUCAGGUGUUCACGAGAAAGUCGCAACAUCAUUUCGAAGUGUGAAAGUUGAUCCAAGAGCGGGAUUUGAACUCCUCGGGUCUGUCGCUAUAUUAAGCUGUCGUAAUGUUCGUAAUCAUUGUUAAAUCCAGGCAUUACGUCAUACUCCCCAGUGUCCAUAACGCUAAUAAAAUAUUCGCAGCUAGAAGAAAUGUUCCUGCUGUUAAAACAAUCUUACAUAAUCUAUUUCUCGUUCUUACAUCGGGAAGAGAUUGAGAAAGUGUGUAGUCCACUAGCGCAUAUAAUAUCCAUUGACCAUCUAACCAGUAACACGGCGCAGCAUUGAGUAACGCCAGGGCGCUCGAUAGUGAAAUUAUAUAC